This is a messenger RNA of Chironomus riparius, 3402 nucleotides long. The record is from the annotation of a GenBank genome assembly. NCBI's taxonomy places the organism in Eukaryota, Metazoa, Arthropoda, Insecta, Diptera, Chironomidae.
AUGAUGACAAAUUCAUUAAGCGAUAAGGAAUAUUAUGCGUUAAGCCUUAGUAUUGGAAAGGCUCUCAACGUUCAUGAAGCACCUGUUAAGUCAAAACAUGUUAGAGCAGCGAUAAUAGGCACUUACCAUUCAAAUGGAGGACAUGCAUUUUGGGCAAUUGCAAUAAGGCAGCCUUUACAAGAUAAUCGUAUAACAGCUUGGAAAUUUUGCUUCGUGUUGCAUAAAAUUUUAAGAGAAGGUCAUCAUUUAGUGCUGAAUCAUUCAAUGCGACACAGAACUAUGUUGCAUGAAUUAGGAAAACUUUGGGGACAUUUAGCUGAUGGAUAUGGACUGUGCAUUUUACAGUACAGUAAACUUUUGAUCAACAAGUUGAACUUUCAUGAUCGCAACCCAAAGUUUCCAGGAAAUUUAGUCCUUAGACGUGGUGAACUGGAGAAAAUUGCAGCUAACGAUAUUAACGUAUAUUUUCAGCUUGCUAUUGAGAUGUUUGAUUAUCUUGAUGAAAUCAUUGCUCUUCAAGCCACAAUAUUUAAUUCCAUUACAACAUUUGCAGUAUCUUCAAUGACAUCUGCAGGCCAAUGCAGAUUAAUUCCAUUAAUUCCAUGCAUUCAAGAUUCUAAUCAACUAUAUGAUUUUUGUGUACGUUUGAUGUUUUUACUUCAUGCAAAACUGCAAGAGGAUCUCUUGGUUCAUCACCGAGAAAGAUUUCGCACAAUAUUUCGUCAACUUAAUAGCUUCUAUAAACAGUCAGGACAAUUACAAUAUUUCAUCAACCUUAUUACAGUUCCAAAUUUACCAAAGAAUCCACCAAAUUUCCUUCAACAAUCUGAUUUGGGAAAUUAUACUGCACCACGUUUAAAAAUCAUUGCUGAAGAUACAGCAAGUGAAUCUGACAAUAAUUCUGUUGUUGAUAAUUUGGUGGAUACACAAGCACAGGAAACACCAAGAGAGUCACCGGUUAGAAGAGAACCAACUCCCCCACCCCCAGCGCCUACCGUAAACUAUGAAAGGAUGAUCAAAGAUCGAGAGGACAUUAUUGUUCAACUUCAGCAUGAAAACGAACAUCAAAAGAGUGUUUUUAAAAGAACAAUCCACGAGAGAGAAGAACGAGAACACCGUAUACAGGAACAGCUAUCAAAAGUAACAUCAGAAUUGGCUGAAUUGCAAAAUGAAGUGGUCCAAAUAAGACUUCAAAAUGAAGAAUUAGAAUUAAAAGCUGAGACGGCACCAAAUCUUGAACAAAAAGUCUUGCUCGAAGAGGAAAAAUCAAAAAUGACCGAGGAAAAAUUCCAAAAGCUAAAGAAUAUGUAUACACAAAUUCGUGAUGAACAUAUUAACUUGCUACGAAAGCAUGGCGAAACGAACAAAGCCUUGCAAGAAAAUCAAAAAAACAUGUCUGAAUUGUCUAAUCAGAAUGAAGAAGUUAAAUCUAAAUUACAUGAACUAGAAAUGGAAAGAUCAAAGAUUACAGAAUUGCAACAAAAAAGCAUUUCCGAAACAACAGAAAGAGUUGAAGGAUAUGAAAAACGUAUUGCGUCAUUAGAACAAGAAAAUAAGAAUUUAUUAGAUCAGUUCCAAGAUGUUGAUUCAAGCAAAUCAGCACAAAUUGCUGAGUUGCAAAUUAAACUAAAAGAAUUUGAAGAUAAAUGUGAAACUGCAUUUAACAAUGUUGUUAGGUUGGAAGAAGAAAAGAAAGUAAUUGAAGAGAAUUACAGUCAGACUUCAAUAAAAUCUGAUGAGAAUUAUAAAGAACUGUUAAAUACGAUGACGAAUGAAAAAGCAGAACUGGAAGCAACGUUUAAAGAAAAAGAACAAGAAUUAAUUUUAGAUUUUGAGACGAGAAUUGCUGAACUGCAGCAAGAGAAUCAAAACAUACAAGCUCAAUUCCAAGAAACUGAUUCCAACAAAGAUGCUCAAAUUGAAGAAUUACAGGCCAAAUUAAAAGAAGCUGAAGAGAAAUGUGAAGACUUAUCACAAAAUGUUGCCAAAUUAGAAGAUGAAAAGGAAACAAUUGAAGAAAUGUAUGCUCAGAAUAUAGCAAAAUCGGAAGAAAACUUUAAGGAAAUGCAGGAAACUAUGUCGAAUGAAAAUGAAGAGCUUAAAACUAAAUUCAAAGAAAAAGAACAAGAAUUAUUGGAAGAAAUCGAGAGACGUACGACAGAAUUACAAACUCAAUUUGAUGGGGAUCUUUUACAAUCGAAAAUCAAAAAUGAUGCAGCAUUGAGUGCCUUAAUGAAAACAGUUUUGAAAGGAUUUGAAGAGCUUAGUCUUCGUAGUGUUCAAGAAGGUGAAACACCAGGUACUCAAACUAGUUCAGCUUACUUUAUAAUGCUUUCGGAUGAACUGCAAGAUCUUUUGACAAAAUUGACAAUCAUUUAUAAGAGCUUUAGUGAAGAUAAUAAUUUGAAUGCCGAAGGAUUUGCUCGAAGCAUUAUAAGUUCGGGACAUUUGUUUACUUUAAUUUAUGAUCGUGGAAUGGCGAUUUGUAACACAUUGACAAAUAUAAAUUCUGGAGAAAAAAUUGCCAACGAAAUCAAAAAUUAUGGAACUUCGAUGAUGGAACUAUUCAAGUUAUUGUUAAAUGAUUCAGAUCCCGAAUUAGUUAAAAUUAAUGUUGAAAAAUUAAAGGAACAAGUUUAUUUAAUAACCAAUAUGGUAGGUGAUAUUACAAGUAAUAAAGAUGAAAUUGAUAAAUUAGAAGACUUGGUCGAGAAAGAAUUAAAUUCAAUGGACCGUGCUGUUGAAGAGGCAGCAAAGAAAAUUGCAGAAAUGUUAACGCAAUCACGUGCAUCUGACAAUGGAAUCAAACUUGAAGUUAAUGAAAAAAUUCUUGAAUCAUGCACAAAUCUUAUGAAGUGCAUCCAGAUUUUGGUACAGAAAUCUAGAAAGGUUCAAAAUGAAAUUGUUGCAAGUGGAAAAGGAUCAUUAUCAACGAAAGAAUUUUAUAAAAGAAACCACCAAUGGACUGAAGGAUUGAUAUCUGCUGGAAAAUCAGUUGCAGCUGGUGCGAAAUUUUUGGUAGAUGCUGCAAACAAGGCUGUAACAGAGCAAUCGAAUCAUAUGUAUGAUGUCAUUGUCGCUGCUCAAGAGAUUGCUGCUUGUGUUGCUGUUCUUGUUGUUUCGUCACGUGUCAAAGCCCCACGCGACAGCAAAAAUUUGUCUGAGCUUAAAACAGCUUCUAAAGAUGUGACCGAAUGUGUUGGAGCUGUUGUAGCUACAUCGAAAAAUUGUAGUCAGCAAUUGGAAGAGAAUCAAGAAUUUGAUUUUACUCAACUUUCCAUUCAUCAAGCAAAAACGAGAGAAAUGGAAAUUCAAGUAAAAGUAUUAGAGCUUGAGCAGUCAUUAUUGAUGGAACGAAGAAAAUUGUCUUCUUUAAGACGACAGAAUUAUCAAAGUGAAUAG